UGUGCUAUCAUCUGAUAUAGUCGCAUUUCACUUCGCUCCGAUGUUUUUCAUUUAUUUCGUAUGAAAUUACGCUUGUUAAUAUUCCGAGAAUAGCAGGAAUAAGGCACAUAUAUCGAAUAUUCUCUCUUGUGAACCUGGUUAUUCAGAAUUCUCAAUAGUUUCAUCGUAUAUUUUAAAAAUGGGAUUAGAUUCACAACAAGAAGCCGACAUGAAAGAAAUAAUCAAGAACAUGUUCCGCGAUAAGGAACUCGUAUCAACUCUUGCCGAGGCUGUCGCUGAUAUGGUGUUUGAUAAACUGAAAGAUGAGUGGAAUUCACUUCAGGAAGAAAAUGAUAUGCUAAAAUCCCAGAUAGUUGACUUACAGCGGGAAAAUACCAUGAUUGAACAACGAUUGAACUUACUUGAUCAACAAAGUAAAUGCAAAACUCUGAGACUGUUGGGGCUGGAAGAUAAACGUGGAGAAAAUCUAGCCGAAACUUUAAAAAGAACUUUAAAUAGUAAUCUCAGUCUACAACAAGACGACUUGCAGAUCGAGCAUUGUUACCGGCUCAAGAAUAAAUCCGAUAAACCAAAUUCUACUGGAGCAGUAUUAAUUCACUUUUCAUCUAUGAAGUCACGUGAUGAAGUAUAUAAAAACAAGAGCAAGUUGAGGGGAUCAAAGUUGAUACUAACCGAAAAUCUUACAAGUCAUAACUACGCUCUGCUCAAAAAAUGUACAUCGAAGCUGGGAACUCGGAAUGUUUGGACUUGGAACGGCAGUAUUUACACAAGAAUGGGAACAACAAGAAAACUCAUACGAUGCGAAGCAGAUCUGGAUGGUAUAGCAGGAGCGGAGAGGCCGGCUACUUCAUUGGAGAAUAAGGGAAGGCCCAAGAGGAGAACACGAAAAUAAGAAUGAAGCACUGUCGAUUCAAUGGUUGAGUGGAUCAGGGAGUCUCCUAGGGGACUCAUCUGGACUUCGCCAUAUUUCUUGCUCAACACGUAUAUCAAUUGUAUUUUUGUUUGUUUUUCUCUAAUUGAUGUAAGUUUAGUUGGAAAUAAAGACAAUAUACAUACAUACAUACA
Molecule: messenger RNA, 1065 nt
Organism: Harmonia axyridis
Lineage: Eukaryota; Metazoa; Arthropoda; Insecta; Coleoptera; Coccinellidae
Exons: 2
Coding region: 179-892 (237 amino acids)
Source: RefSeq, a predicted model, not a curated record